Messenger RNA from Nestor notabilis (Kea), 1613 nucleotides. RefSeq names its product serum response factor (c-fos serum response element-binding transcription factor) (gene SRF). The transcript has 6 exons. Bases 94 to 1008 code for a protein of 304 amino acids. The record is from RefSeq and is a predicted model, not a curated record. NCBI's taxonomy places the organism in Eukaryota, Metazoa, Chordata, Aves, Psittaciformes, Psittacidae.
GAGCUCUCCACGCUGACCGGCACCCAGGUCCUGCUGCUGGUGGCCAGCGAGACGGGCCAUGUGUACACGUUUGCCACACGGAAGCUGCAGCCCAUGAUUACCAGUGAGACGGGGAAGGCGUUGAUCCAAACGUGCCUCAACUCCCCAGACUCACCGCCGCGCUCGGACCCGACCACUGACCAGCGCAUGAGUGCCACGGGCUUCGAGGAGACGGACCUCACCUACCAGGUGUCCGAGUCGGACAGCAGUGGGGAGACCAAGGACGCACUGAAACCAGCGUUCACUGUCACCAACCUGCCGGGGACAACGUCCACCAUCCAGACAGCCCCCACCACCUCAACCUCUAUGCAGGUCAGCAGUGGCCCAUCAUUCCCCAUCACUAAUUACCUGGCGCCAGUGUCUGCCAGCAUCAGCCCCAAUGCCGUCACCAGUGCCAACGGGACAGUGCUGAAGACUACUGGAGCCAGUGCAGUGACAUCUGGGGGCCUCAUGCCGAUACCCACCAGCUUCACCCUCAUGUCAGGUGGUACCAUGGCUCAGCAGGUCCCAGUCCAGGCGAUCCAGGUGCACCAGGCACCGCAGCAAACGUCUCCCUCUAGCGACAGCAGCACUGACCUUACCCAGACCUCUUCCAGCGGAACAGUGACCCUCCCGGCGACCAUCAUGACGUCGUCUGUGCCAACCACUGUGGGUGGCCACAUGAUGUACCCCAGCCCCCAUGCGGUGAUGUACGCACCCACAUCUGGCCUUGCGGACGGCGGGCUUGCAGUCCUCAACGCGUUCUCACAGGCACCCUCAGCGAUGCAGGUGUCCCACGGCCAGGUCCAGGAUCAGGGUGGCGUCCCCCAAGUGUUCCUGACAGCCCCAUCAGGCACCGUUCAGAUCCCAGUCUCAGCUGUCCAGCUUCACCAGAUGGCGGUCAUCGGGCAGCAGAGCAGCAGUGGCAGCAGCCUGACGGAGCUGCAGGUAGUCAACUUGGACACCUCACACGGCGCCAAGAGUGACUGAGAGGCCUCUGCUGCCGGCCUUGGGCUAUUCCCUGGCUUGUCACGCCAGUGCCGGGGCUGGUGGCAAUUCCUUCUCGUACAGACUGCACCAGUUAUUUAUUGUUGCCUUUUCACGUUUCCUUCAUCCACACGUGCACACACACACAAACACACACACAUGCACCCACACACACACACAUAGGGCACGCGCGUGGGGCUGCAGGACCCACCUGGGGUGGAGCUAUGCUGGGGCCAUGCAGGGCUUGGGGGCAUUUGGAUGCUGCGAUAGCUGUGCUUGUCUCACGCCAGCCAAAGAAACUUGUCUCUGGAGGGGAGGAUUGCUCUGUGCUGCAAAUAAAUACUGUGGGCCAUUCCCAGCUGGAGGCUUUGGCUCCUUCUGGGCACUCCGAAGACACCUUGCCCAUGAGCGUUUGCUCUGCAUGGGGCUCAGCUCAAAUCCAGAGCUGUCCUGCAGGUGUAGUUCGGAGCAGAGCGGGCCAAGGCUGUGCUGCUGGCCUCAGCAAUGUGCCUUUGUGGGGGUGAUGGGUCCUGGCUGCAGCAACUUGCCUUGGGCUCUGGACGCGGGAGAGUGGCCAGCUUGCAUGUGCAUCUCUGGUUGGGCCUGCA